Hansenula anomala is the source of this 3369-nucleotide messenger RNA. RefSeq names its product Sip3p (gene SIP3). Lineage: Eukaryota; Fungi; Ascomycota; Saccharomycetes; Phaffomycetales; Wickerhamomycetaceae. The transcript has a single exon. Gene Ontology annotation, molecular function: protein binding. The record is from RefSeq and is a predicted model, not a curated record. Gene Ontology annotation, cellular component: plasma membrane; cytoplasm; endoplasmic reticulum. The annotation marks the transcript as partial.
AUCAAACUAAUAUCAAUCAAACUAAAAGAAGCUGCCUUGGACUCUCCGACUUUUAGAACUGGUGUCAACUAUUUUAAUUCACAGAUAGAUCAUACAGAACAAUGGAUUGAAGGGUUGUUAAAAUCUUUAAGGAAAUAUCCGCAGCAAUUUAAUGAUUUUAAGGAAGUAAACAAUGUCUUAUUCAACCAAUUAAUACCCGACUUCUUAAAAGAUGGAUUAAUAAACCAGGACAAUUCUUCAUCGAUAUUAGAUACAAGCAAAACCAAUUUGAGCAGUUUAUGGGAGGGAAAUUUGAAAUUAUUAGAUGUUAAAGAGACGGAAAUUGUUCAAUUGCUUACCGAUCUUCAAAGAACACAUCUAAAGCAUUACAGAGAGAUUAGAAAAAACUUUGAAUUCUUUCAAAACAAAUUUGACUCACUGCUAUCCAAAUAUUCUUCACAGUCUAAAACCAAAGAACCUUCAGCUUUAAGAGAAGAUGCUUUCCAAUUGUUUGAAGUUCGGAAAUCAUAUUUAAACGCCUCUUUGGAAAUUUGUGUCGAGAUUUCAAAACUACAUCAAUCUUUAGACUCUUGCUUAGUGGAACUUGCAGAGUUAUUAUUUAAAGACAAAGAUUCCUUUGAUGAAAAAUACUUUGAAAAAGUUAAAGCUUGGUCUGGUGCAGUUGCUGAUUCAGUAAGCACGUUGCUGGGUGAUAUGAUUCAGUCUAAAAACCAAAUAGAAGACGCAACAAUAUCUCAAUUUGCACCAUCAAGAGAUUUAAUACAACAUAAUCCAGCAUUGAUAAAUCCUAACACAUUGACUGAUCCAGAUCCAGAGAACCCUGAUGAUAAAUCAUACGAAAAGCAUGGUUGGUUAUUCAUGAAAACUACUGUUGGUAAACCCGCCAGACAAAUUUGGGUUAGAAGAUGGGUGUUUGUUAAAAGUGGUAUUUUUGGUUUAUUUUCAAUAGCUCCUUCAAAGAAUUUCGUUCAAGAAACUGAUAAAAUUGGAGUGUUGCUUUCAAAUAUAAGGUAUGCCCCGGAUGAAGAUCGAAGAUUUUGCUUUGAGAUCAAAACUAUUGAUGCAACUAUCAUCUUCCAAGCUGAAAAUUUAAAAGAGUUGAAAUCAUGGUUACGUGUGUUUUCCUUAGAGAAACAAAGAGCUAUAGAAAAUUCUGACUCUGAAGCUGGUGAAUAUGCAUUUGGUCGUUAUCCACCUCUGUUGUAUGAGUUUGCAUCAACCUCUUUAACCUCUGUUGACCUAGAGUUAACCACAUCAAGAGCUGAAAAUACGAGAAAUGACGAUUCUCAAACAACUGUUGUCUCUUCAUAUUUAUCUCAACUUGUCGGUGGAAAUGAAAACCUUGAUUUCAGAUAUUCUGGGUCGGCUGGUGAAUUUCAAGAACCUGAUAUCAAUACUCCAAUAACAACCAAAAUGUCAAAGUGUGCAAUUUUGGCCCAUGCAUUUUUAGAUUCAACAGUUAUUCCAACCGCUGUUACUGCAAAUAUCUGGGGAAGUGUUAAUUGGGGAAUGUAUUAUGUUUCUGAUUCGUCAGUCCAACCCAAUAACAAAGCUAAAGCAAUACAAUCAAGAGAGAACAACUUGGGAUCACUUUCAAAAGCUGAAAGAUAUCCACAUUAUUACCCACAACACCUUAAAAAUUAUGACGUUCAAUUGAAAGCUUUGUUUGAUACUGGUAUUCCCAAAGAGGAACUUGUUGUAACACAUUUUUCAUGUUUAUGGUCAUUAAACCCCAAGCAAGAAUUAUCUGGUCGCUGUUUUGUUACAACUCAAAAUUGUUACUUCUAUUUGAACAGUACUGGAUUUGUUGCGUUGUUGAAGAAACCACUUGUCGAGUUAGUUGCUGUGGAUGUCACAGUUGAGAAGGAUUGGGAUACUUUGAAGGUUUAUGAUAUUGAAGGUUUAAACAUGAAGGGUCGUAUAUUUUUGGAUGAUGGAAGAUUAAUUCAAAAGAAAAUUGACCUUCUAAUUAACAAUCUGGCAAAGGACAAACCAAAACCUCAAAGUGAAAUUAUCCCAUUACUGGAAUCAAUAGAAAGUGAAGAAUUGCAAAAAUCUGAAAGAAAGCAAUCAUUGAGGAGAAAAGAUGGUGCUGAUAUUACACCACCACUUAAUAGUGAAUUACAGUCGUUCCAACCAUUCUCAGGUGUUGUUUCUCACAACAAAAGUAUGAAGACAAACUAUUACAAUGAAUUUGAUCAAUCCACUGUGAAGACGCUUGAUGCACCUGCAAAAGCUGUUUUCCAUAUGCUUUUUGGAGAUCAUUCUUCUAUUCUCAGAGAAGCAAUCACGUUCUUAAUUCAUGAUGAAUUCAUAACCACUCCUUGGUACCAGAAUGGCAGUGAGCUUACAAGAAACAUUACAUUCAAAAUGAGAUUAUCGAAAAAGUUGGUUAGCAUAAGGGAUAGUGAUGGUUCUGUUACAAGUGGAUACAUCCAAUCCAUUGAGGAUUUUGUCGACGGGAAAUAUUAUAGAAUAAGAGAACAAAGAAUACCAGUCAAACUUGCAUCGGGUGAUUCUAUUCAAUUAAUCAAAAAGUAUGUUAUUAUAGAAGUUGAUGCAAGAACCUCAAAGCUAUUUAUCUUUUCAAAAGUUGCACAUACUCAAAGCAGCUACAAAAGUUUUUUGGCCAGUUUCAUUAAAAGCUCCACAAAGCGUCUUGUGAAAGAUGAAGAUAAAUUAAUUAUUGAUAGCGUGGCAAAUAGCAUACAAAGACUAGGGUCACAUGGUAAAGUGAUCAAGGCAAUCAGAACUUAUGGUAAUUUAAGUAAAGCUGAAGGUAAAUAUACUGAACCAAAUACUUCUAUGUUUGAGUUUACUUUCAACAUGAUGCUAAAUUUUUAUCUCAAAAGAUUUUUUUACGUGUUUGCUGCAGGUAUUCUGGAGUUUUCAAAGCUUUUCUUUUCAGGAUGUUUCCGCUUAAUCAAGGCCUUGUCAAUGAAUAAGUUGAUUUUGUUAUUGCUUGGUAUAUCUGUGUUUUUCAAUAUUUUUCUAAGUGGAAGAUCAACAGUAUCAUUUUGGACUGCAAAGAGAGCUGAGCAUUUGGUUAAAGAUUUCGCUCAUGAGUUGAGUAUAAACAAAAUGGAGAGAUCAAUUUACUUGAAUGAUCUAGAUGCAUUGUCAGGUUUCAAUUUUAAUGAAAGUUCAGAAUGUUUUGAUAAGUUUAUGUCUUCUAAAAUUCGUGACGACUCUGGCUCUCAAACUGAUUCAAGAUUUAGAGAAGCUAGACAUCAAUUAGCUGUUAAAAGAAAUGAAUUGUUGGUGGAGCUCAAAAUUCUGGAAAAGGUGGAAAAAGAACUCGUUGCAGGAAGUUGGAAAAAUUUCCUUUUAUCAGAACUUCACCUUUGUAAAGUUUCUCUUGAUGAUAUG